Schistocerca piceifrons (Central American locust) is the source of this 1477-nucleotide messenger RNA. RefSeq lists its product as uncharacterized. The record is from RefSeq and is a predicted model, not a curated record. Lineage: Eukaryota; Metazoa; Arthropoda; Insecta; Orthoptera; Acrididae. The coding region runs from base 102 to 1085 and encodes 327 amino acids. The transcript is spliced from 2 exons.
CGAGAAACAGCGAUAAGCGGUUUCGACAGAGCGGCUCGGUCUCGCACUAGAUAGAGUCGCACAUUCUCAGUGAGGUCCACACCAUUUCAGCGACAGAAGAGAUGGUGACAGAAAGAAGGAGGCUGCAAUGGGGUCUACUAAUUCUUUUCUUCCACAACGUCUUACUCAGUGUUACCUGCUUUUCAACUGCUCGUACAGUACACGAAGCAUUAGAGAGCAAAAUUAUAAUUUGCUCGCAGAACACAGACUGUCACGUAGUUGCUUCGGUGUCGAUUUCAGUUGAAAACGAUCCUCCAAACGAAGUACCGAAUGCCAUUCAAGACACAAACAGCCUAAAAAAUAUAACACUUCCUCUGUACGACACUAAAGGAGUGAUACUGUCACCACAAACCACCAAGAUAAAUGUUGCUAACAUCCCCAAGUCCAUUACUAUCCUCUACAACAAGAAAAAAGUAAUGAACUUGUUCGCAGAUUCGUCUAUUGACACAUUAGUCGAUUUCGUCAUAGACAUGGUGAAACAGGAGAUAACGAAGAGAGGAAAGAGCCAAAUACAGAUACCUGACAUUCAUGAGACAUUUCGUAAGAGAGUUGGUCCUUUAAAGGUUAAAGGAACAUUCGAUGCCGAAAAGGGUUGGUUCAAAUCUUUGUCGUCUUUAUAUCGCUCUGAGGGUAUCUCUGUUUCGAAAACUGGCAGCAUUCUGACAGUGACAGCUGGAGUAGGCCUAAAAAUAAUGGUACUCGGUUAUGACCAGUACAAGGCAAGGUUUGAGCAUAUUGGCCCUAAGGGACAUAUCAAGGGAGAAGUGGACCACAAUGCAGUUGAAGUCAAGCUGACUGUGGACCUCAGUGGCUCACACUGUAAGAUAGCACUGGCAGGUCUUAGAUUUAAGCAACUCAGUAAACUUAAGAUUCAUUUAAGUGGUCUCGGUAAGUUGAGUUGGAUAUUCUCAAAGGUAGUUACUUGGAUAACCAACAAAUUCAAAGGCAAGAUCAUAGACAGUGCGGAGAGAGAGUUAUCUGAAAAUUUGGAAACGGUGCUUGGACGAAUACAUUGUUACAGUAGUAAAAGAAAUAGUUUCCUGUGACAAACAGAUAUGUCUACUGUUUUAAUUACAAACAUAAAUCGAAGUAGACACUUCAGACAUUUACAGAAGUAGGUUGAUGGUAUAUCUUCAGAUGUGAGCUCUGCAUAGCAGAAACGUUUAAUGAAACACAUAUUUUAUAGUUUAUUAAAAUUAUUUAUAUCAGAUGGUUAAUAUUGCUGCAUGUGUGCAACAGAAUAUAAAGCGUCUUAGUAAAAUAUGUUAAUGUAUUCAAUGAAAUAACAUUAAAUUUUUCUUCAACAGCUGAUGCAAGUACUUACAAGUUAAGUGUUCUAACGAAAUAACACAUGCUGUAAAAAAUAUGUUAAUCUCUUCCAGAACUACUUUAACAGAAUAUUUCACACAUACUUGUAUUUGAAAUGUGAUGGUUUCUU